UUUUGUUGUAGUUCUUUCAUGAUUUCUCGUGUAUAUAUAAGAGCGAAAUGACGUUUUUGUUCGAUUGUUGCUAAAAUAUUUCUUCUGAAAUGCAUUUUCGUUAAUGGCGUGGCAUCAUGAAAGAUUACGUCUUCCUUUGCGUGGUUCUUAGUUGCGUCAGUGAUAAUUGUUACUGCUGCUUUCGUGGUGACCAUUGGUCCUGCCCUUCUUAUUAUCAUGGCCACCAACCAACCAAACGCUUCGUCUUUCAAUUAGGCUUCCUGGCUGUGAGUCACGAAUAUUCGUCGCCUCCGUUCUGCAUGGUAAACACAGCACGCUAUAAGGUGAGCGAUGAUUAAUUGAAUGAGUUGAUAUCUCAACAAAGUUUUCUUAGAGUAAGUCUGUACAAAGGAAUUGUUAUUCUUGAGCUCACUUAAUAACCUCUUUAUGCGAAGCGAUGGGUAGUAAGACUGCGGCCACGCUCGACUUUGAUAACGAACAUCACCAGAAUAAAGAAAGAAAUGGCAAACCUUCUUCAAGUCACGCGUCGGAAGAAGACCAGAGCGAGCUGGGCAUGGCUGUCGCUAAAGCUGUUACUCAAGUUCUUGAAAGCUCGGACUGGCGAGCUCUCUCCUUCCCUUUACAGGCAAACGCUGCAAAGCAAUCUAAAGCAAAGAAUGCUGUUAAAAGACCUAUGAAUCCUUUCAUGCUUUACGCGCAAGCAGCGAGGAAGAAGUUAUCAAACCUUUAUCCAGAUUUGAGCUAUGCAAAAUUAAGCAAGACCUUAGGUAGAAUUUGGAAAUCGUUGGAUCAGGUUGAAAAACAACCGUUUAUUGAUGAAGCAGAAAGACUAAGACAAAAGCACAAGAUCGAUCAUCCAGACUACAAAUUCCAACCGAAACGACGCGAGAAGAAACGCAAUCAUUCGCCGGACUGUCGAAACUCUUAUCACACGGCAAAUAAAGUAAGCACAAGUGACGUUUUAAAAGCUUUAAGCUCAGGAAACCCAAAACAUCAACAGGAUCUCCAGAGUCAUUGGGCACACACUAUACAAAGUGGUAUACCAUCUCGUCCAAGCACUUUACAGCCUACAGACCCAAUGCCUUCUCACAAAUCAUCAUCGCCACCAUGUUAUGAUGAACGACACUCUCCUACUUCUGUACAAUCUAAAAUCAGAGGAAACUCGUCAUCUUACAGCCAUCAUAACGCGUCUCGUCAUCCUGCUACUACAACAAGCGAUCUAACGCCAUUUAGUCCUCGUUAUCUAGCCCCACCGCCUCCCUUACAUCGUUCUAGUACUGCUAGCCUAUUCUCGCCAACUGCAUAUCGAAUGCCAAAAAGUCAGGUGCUGAAUCAGCCACCUUAUCAAGAUGUGCAUGGGUUUCAAGCUCCCCACCCUAUGCAAAACUACCCCAGUGAUUUAUCGUUGGCUAUUGGUAACUCGUUUCUGAAAUGUUCACCUCAGCUUAUUCGUCCUCCUCACUUAAAUCCUCAUAAUGGAGAUCUCGACGGAUCUGGUAAUCUAUUGACCGGUGUGAAUCAGAUUUUAAGAGACAUGUUUGGAAAUGAAAAGAACAGUGUUAUUACUGCGAUUGAUGAGGCGACUCAAGUGGCAUCAACCGAACUCAUAGGAAUGGCGACUUUUGAAUCGAAUUUACAAACCAGCUCUGAGUUGAAUGACGUUAUUUCGAAGACCGUGAUUCAUGUUAUGAAAGAAUCGUCAGAACUGACCAACGACUUAUCGAACUCGAAAAAACGCCGAAAACCAAACGAGAAUGAAGUUCGUAGACCAAUGAACGCCUUCAUGGUUUAUGCACAAAUCGCAAGAAAGAAAGUCGCUGGAAAAUAUCCUAAUUUAAGCUACCGCAAGCUGAGUAAAACACUUGGUGAAUUGUGGAGGAUGCUUGGAGAUGAAGAACGAAAACCUUUCGUUGAAGAGGCUGAGCGUUUGAGACGUGAACACAAGCAAGCUCAUCCUACGUACAAGUUUAAACCAAUGAGAAAGAAAAAACAAGGCAACGCAUCUCAAUUCACUGUCUUUCCUUCAAAUGAACCACCUAACGAGCAUUUCAAUCACUUACAACCAUCACAGGAAAGAUAUUCAAUUACGAAUGAAGAUAAUGCCCUUACUACUGGUCAUCUAUUUAAUCAACCUUUCAACCAUGCAGGAAGUCUAGUUAACCAUUGCACAGUUUCCAACAACUGGCCAUUUCCACCACAAAAUUUCCACCGCGGUACACCUGUUUUUCAAAAUGGUACGCAAAAUUUUCCGUUCAACGUGAGAAAGGAUGACAGUGCUUACGCCUGUUCUCAAGAUGGGCAAAGCCCUUACAUGAAGUUUCAAGAUGCCCAACAUUCAACAUCGGCCAUUACCCAAAGAAAGUACUCAAAGCAAUGAAACUUUCGCUCAAGAAACUUCUAACGAACUAAACAGUUCGCUGUUUCGUUAUAAUUUUCCAGCAUCUUUUCCUUUGGAGAGUGGUAUAAUGUAUAGCGAGCAGUACUUUCCUUCAAGAAACAAUUGUUCGUUCUCUUUUUCACAACCUAGUUCUGCCCAUCAUAUACCACAACCGAACGACAACGCUUACAAUAGAGACUUUCUCAAUAGCUCUAAUUACAGGACGAGCGAGGAUCAUUGUAUUGAACCCAUUUCUGAUAUUAUCAAACAAAUUUGAAGGGAAAACGAUUUAUAGCAACCUGACUGUGUCAUAAAUAGAUUACUCUCCUCGUAUCACUUGUAUGUAUUUACAAUUAUAAAACCCAAAUCUUUUAUUGUUAAAGUACAAACAUACUAGCUAUGUAUAUUAUACCGUUUAGUAAAUAUUGAUAUUGUCAUUUUA
Xenia sp. Carnegie-2017 is the source of this 2819-nucleotide messenger RNA. Its product is annotated as putative transcription factor capicua. The record is from RefSeq and is a predicted model, not a curated record. Gene Ontology annotation, molecular function: DNA-binding transcription factor activity, RNA polymerase II-specific; RNA polymerase II cis-regulatory region sequence-specific DNA binding. Bases 437 to 2377 code for a protein of 646 amino acids. Gene Ontology annotation, biological process: regulation of transcription by RNA polymerase II. Gene Ontology annotation, cellular component: nucleus. The transcript is spliced from 2 exons. NCBI's taxonomy places the organism in Eukaryota, Metazoa, Cnidaria, Anthozoa, Malacalcyonacea, Xeniidae.